AUGUCUUGGUAUGACGAAGAUUUUAUUGGUGAUCUCUCUAAGCCUGUUCUUGUUGUUGGAGCAGGAGGUAUUGGUUGUGAACUAUUAAAAAGUCUUUCUCUUGCAGGCUUUAGUAAUAUUGAAGUUUUUGAUCUCGAUACAAUUGACGUUAGCAAUCUUAAUCGUCAAUUUCUCUUCCACAAGGAACAUGUCGGAAAACCAAAAGCUGAAGUUGCGACAAAAGCAAUCUUAAAAAAAUUUCCAUCAAUCUCUAUCAAGUACUAUUAUGACAGCAUAAUGAGUGAAAAGUAUGGUUUUCAAUUUUUUAAAAGAUUUGCCGUAAUAUUUAAUGCCUUGGAUAAUUUUGCUGCAAGAAAUUUUGUUAAUAGGAUGUGUUUAGCUGCUGAAAUACCUCUUAUUGAUGCAGGAACAUCUGGAUAUAUUGGUAGUUGUCGACCUAUCAUCCCAUUUAAAACAGAAUGUUUUGAGUGUAUGGGACAAAAUAAUGGAAAAGAAAGAACAUAUCCCGGUUGUACAAUACGUAAUACACCAUCUGAACCGAUUCAUUGUAUUGUUUGGGCAAAAUAUUUGUUUAAUCAACUAUUUUCUGAAUAUAAUGAACAUGAAGAUGUUACACCAAAUCAAAAGGUUACAACUGAUGUUGUAGAAAAUGAAGAAGAGAAAGGCGUUGGUAAGGAUGUAGCUAACGAUGAACAACCGAUUGAAAAUCUCAGGAUGUUUGCCGAACGAAUCUCAUUUUGUCCAUCUCAACUAUUCAAUAAGAUUUUUUACGAAGGACCAAAAAAAUUGUUAGAACAUUCUCAUCUUUGGGAAAAGCGUCCAGCUCCAAAACCAAUUUUAUGGGAAACACUAUCUUAUAAUUUUAAAGAUUCCCAACUUAAUACUGAGUUUAGUCAAGAGAACAUCGACCAACAUAAAAUUUUAACUAUGGAAGAAAAUCUUCUUGUUUUUGAAGACUGUCUUAAAAAAUUAAGAAAAAUGGCACUUGAGAAAGAAAAAAAAGGUCAAUACCUUUACUGGGAUAAAGAUGAACAAAACUCAAUGAAUUUUGUUUCUGCUUGUGGGAAUAUUCGUGCAUAUAUAUUUGGUAUAUCACAAACCAAACCAUUUGAAGUCAAAUCAAUGGCUGGAAAAAUAAUAACAGCUAUUGCUUCUACAAAUGCUAUCAUUGCUGCAUGUGCUAUGAACGAAGGAGUAAAAUUGUUAAGAGGAAUGAAUAACAACCUUCGUGUCUCCUAUCUUGUGGAAGAACCAUACCACAAAGGAGAUCUUAUUACAUCUUGUGAACCUUUUGGACCUUCUGAAGAAUGUAUAGCUUGUUCAAAAGUUAAAAGAUGUCAUUACAAAGUCAAUCUCAAUAAAAUGACAGUAAUUAAUUUGAGAGAUGAAAUUCUUAAAAAAGAUAUGUCUUUAACUUCUCCAAGCGUAUGCUGUAACAAAACAGGAAAAAUUAUUAUUUGCGAUGAAAAUUCAAUAAACGAGGAUACUAUGAAGAAGUGUUUAAAAGAUGUUGGUAUAACUUCUGGAAGCUUUCUUGAUAUUGACGAUUUCUUCCAACAAUUUAAUUUGGUAUUAUGCCUUCAUCACUCAGAUGAUUUUGGUGAUACGGAUUUUGAAGACAUAACUACUUCAUAUGGAGAAGAUUCUAAAGUGUUACUUGGAAAAAGAACAGCAGUAGAUAAUAUUGAUGAAGUUGAGAAAGAUGCUAAAAGACUUCGUGUUAAUUAA
This is a messenger RNA of Strongyloides ratti, 1728 nucleotides long. RefSeq names its product SUMO-activating enzyme subunit 2. The transcript has 3 exons. Gene Ontology annotation, cellular component: SUMO activating enzyme complex; cytoplasm. Bases 1 to 1728 code for a protein of 575 amino acids. Gene Ontology annotation, biological process: protein sumoylation. NCBI's taxonomy places the organism in Eukaryota, Metazoa, Nematoda, Chromadorea, Rhabditida, Strongyloididae. The record is from RefSeq and is a predicted model, not a curated record. Gene Ontology annotation, molecular function: SUMO activating enzyme activity.